AUGGCGCAAGCAACCAAUGCCUUUGCUGCUGCUGAGGCUGAACUCGCCAACGACAUCCACCAGGCAGAUCUUCAACAGAGCGGGCUCAAGUCUGACAUACAUCCCCUUGGUCACCUCGAGCCCGCUGCACCCUUGGAAAAGGCCGUUGUGAGCGAUGAUGAGUAUGGCCCCCUUCCUACAGACGAAGAUCGCAUAAACUUGCGUCGUGUCCCCGAGAAGAUUCCCUGGACCGCGUACAUCAUCUCCUUCUGCGAGCUGGCGGAGCGUCUUAGCUACUACGGUACGACUGUCGUCUUUCAAAACUUCAUUCAGCAGCCUUUGCCUGCUGGCUCCAGGACAGGGGCUCCUGUCAACCCUGACGACCAGCCUGGGGCUUUGGGCAGAGGACAGCAAGCCGCUACUGCAGGUACCACCUUCAACACAUUCUGGGUUUACGUUUGUCCUCUAUUUGGUGCAUACAUUGCUGAGAAGUACAUUGGCAGAUACAAAACUAUCGUUCUUAGUGUUUUGAUCGCCAUCGCUGGACACGUCAUUCUGAUCGGAUCAGCCGCGCCCGAUUUGCUUGUCAACAACCCUCAAGGUGCUUAUGGAGUGUUCUGGCUCGCAAUCAUCAUCAUGGGCCUGGGUACUGGUGGUUUCAAGUCCAACAUUUCCCCUUUGAUUGCCGAGCAAGUGCCCACGGAUAGGCAGCACUUGCGCACUCUUCCCAGCGGAGAGCGUGUCAUCGUCGACCCAGCGCUCACCACUGGUCGCCUGUUUGCGUACUUUUACCUGUUCAUCAACAUCGGCGCCGUGGUUGGUCAAGUGUCCAUCAGCUACACCGAGAAAUUGCACGGCUUUUGGCAAGGAUACCUGAUUCCUACAGCCGUCUUCGCGCUUUGCUUGCCAGUGAUGGCAUUCGGUAGCCGUUUCUACGUCAAGAAUCCGCCAAACGGAUCCGUCCUUGAACAGUCUUGCCGCCUGAUCGCUUUCUGCAUGAAGGGCACAUUCUCGUGGAACCCGGUGCGCUUCUACAAGAACCUGACCGCCGCCGAUUUCUGGAGCAAGGGCAAGCCAAGCCGCAUCGCGCCCGAACAGCGUCCAUCGUGGAUGACUUUCGACGAUAUCUGGGUCGAGGAGGUUCGCAAGGCCAUCAAAGCUUGCCAGGUCUUUACCCUCUACCCAUUUUACUGGAUCACCUACAACCAAAUCAGCAGCAACUUGAUCUCUCAGGCGUACAACAUGAAGAAGAACGGCGUUCCAAACGAGGUCAUUAGCAAUUUGGAUCCGAUCUCGAUCAUCAUCCUUGUGCCCCUCUUCGAUUUGGUCAUCUACCCUUUCAUGCGCAAGCUCAAGAUCAACUUCUCUCCCAUCAAGCGCAUAGUCGCAGGUUUCGCCUGCGGCGCUGCGUCCAUGGUCGCAGCAGCCGUCAUCCAACACUACAUCUACCAACGCUCUCCUUGCGGUGACUACGCCACGGAAUGCGACAAUGUUGAAGGACCUGGAUUUUUGGAAGGCGAGACCGAUCUCAAUGUCUGGAUUCAGACGGUUCCAUACGUCUUCGUCGGUCUGAGCGAAGUCUUUGCUUCCAUCACUGGUCUUGAAGUUGCCUUUACGCUCGCACCCAAGAACAUGAAGUCCAUCGUCAUGUCUCUGUUCCUCCUCACCAACGCCUUUGGGGCUGCUAUCCAACAGGCUCUCCUCCCUCUCACCGUGGAUCCCCUUCUCGUCUGGCAAUACGUCACCUGCGCACUUCUCAGCGCUAUUGCGGGAGUCCUUACUUGGUUCUUGUUCCGAGGAAUCGACCGCGAGACCGACCGCCUUGCUAACUUGCCUGCUGGUACCGCCAUGAACGCUACCAAUGCCACUGGUGCCCCCACCAGCUCGAACGACGACCGCAGCUCACACGACGAAAAAUCUCACGCUUAA
Ceraceosorus bombacis is the source of this 1908-nucleotide messenger RNA. NCBI's taxonomy places the organism in Eukaryota, Fungi, Basidiomycota, Exobasidiomycetes, Ceraceosorales, Ceraceosoraceae. The record is from the annotation of a GenBank genome assembly.